Molecule: messenger RNA, 3995 nt
Organism: Neomonachus schauinslandi (Hawaiian monk seal)
Lineage: Eukaryota; Metazoa; Chordata; Mammalia; Carnivora; Phocidae
Gene: MARCHF7
Product: membrane associated ring-CH-type finger 7
Exons: 10
Coding region: 237-2357 (706 amino acids)
Biological process (GO): protein autoubiquitination
Cellular component (GO): nucleus
Molecular function (GO): ubiquitin binding; ubiquitin conjugating enzyme binding; zinc ion binding
Source: RefSeq, a predicted model, not a curated record
UUAAAAGAUCACACAUAGCUAUUGUGACUCUUCGUGUAGGUUGAGGAAUGUUUAGUAAAGAAAAGUUAGAAAUUAUUCUCACUUUUGAGAAAGGGAGAUAGGAAAACAAAUUAUAGCAUAAGGUAGUGUGUCUUAAAAGUAUAUACAGAGUAGAAGCACACAAAGAAAAUGGUUGAUUUCAUACCAUGACAAGGAAAUGAAUGGGGAAUGUAUAGAGUUUCCAGGAAACCUCAAGAAUGGAGUCUAAACCUUCAAGGAUUCCAAGAAGAAUUUCUGUUCAACCCCCCAGCUCUUUAAGUGCUAGGAUGAUGUCUGGAAGCAGAGGAAAUAGUUUAAAUGAUACCUAUCACUCAAGAGAGUCUUCAUUUAGACUGGAUUCUGAAUAUCAGUCUACAUCAGCAUCAGCAUCUGCAUCACCAUUUCAGUCUCCAUGGUAUAGUGAAUCUGAGAUAACUCAGGGAGCACGAUCAAGAUCACAAAACCAGCAACGGGAUCAUGAUUCAAAAAGACCUAAACUUUCCUGCACAAACUGUACAUCUACCUCAGUCGGGAGAAAUACUGGACAUGGUUUAAAUGCAGUAUCAGAUUCUUCAUGGAGACAUAAUCAAGUUCCCAGAUCUUCAUCAAUGGUACUUGGAUCAUUUGGAACUGACUUAAUGAGAGAGAGAAGAGAUUUAGAGAGAAGAGCAGAUUCUUCCAUUAGUAAUCUUAUGGAUUAUAGUCACCGAAGUGGUGAUUUCACAACUUCAUCAUAUGUUCAAGACAGAGUUCCUUCUUCAUAUUCACAGGGAGCAAGACCAAAAGAUAACUCAGUGAGCACUUUACAGUUGAAUACAUCAUCCACAAACCACCAAAUGCCUUCUGAACAUCAGACCAUACCAUGUUCUAGGGACUCUAGUAGAAAUUCUCUAAGAUCAAAUUCUUCUCCAAGAGAAUUGGAAUCUCCCCAAAGCAGUACACAACCUGGAUUUUCUUAUGUUUCAAAUAGAGAUGAAACCUCAAGCAGUUCAGAUAGGGUUGGUUCAUCUCAAAGAUCAUUUCAAGAAUCUUCUGACAACGAAGGUAGACGUUCGACCAGGAGAUUGCUGUCGCGUAUAGCUUCUAGUAUGUCAUCUACCUUUUUUUCACGAAGAUCUAGCCAGGAUUCCUUGAAUACAAGAUCAUUGAGUUCUGAAAAUUCUUACGUGUCUCCAAGAAUCUUGACAGCUUCACAGUCUCGUAGCAAUGCAGCAUCAACUUCUGAUGUUCCCGAUAAUAGGGCAUCUGAAGCUUCUCAGGGAUUUCGAUUUCUUAGGCGAAGAUGGGGUUUGUCCUCUCUUAGCCAAAAUCAUAGCUCUGAGCCAGAUUCAGAAAAUUUUAACCAAGAACCUGAAGGUAGAAAUACAGGACCAUGGUUAUCUUCCUCACUUAGAAAUAGAUGCACACCUUUGUUCUCUAGAAGGAGACGAGAGGGACGAGAUGAAUCUUCAAGGAUACCUACCUCUGAUAUACCACCUAGAUCUCAUCAUAUUUUUAGAAGAGAAUCAAAUGAAGUGGUUCACCUUGAAGCACAGAGUGAUCCCCUUGGGGCUACUGCCAACAGAUCACAAGCAUCUGCUGCUUCGAGUAAUGCUGCUACAGGUGGCUCCACAUCAGAUUCAGCCCACAGUGGAAGAAAUACAGGAAUAACAGGGGUCCUUCCUGGUUCCUUAUUUCGAUUUGCAGUCCCCCCAGCACUUGGAAAUAAUUUGACCGACAAUGUCAUGAUUACUGUAGAUAUUAUUCCUUCAGGUUGGAGUUCAUCUGAUGGAAAAAGUGAUAAAACUAAAAGUGCACCUUCAAGAGACCCAGAAAGACUGCAGAAAAUAAAAGAGAGCCUCCUUUUAGAGGACUCUGAAGAAGAAGAAGGUGACUUAUGUAGGAUUUGUCAGAUGGCAGCUGCAUCAUCAUCUAACUUGCUGAUAGAGCCAUGCAAGUGCACAGGAAGUUUGCAGUAUGUCCACCAAGAAUGUAUGAAAAAGUGGUUACAGGCCAAAAUUAACUCUGGUUCUUCAUUAGAGGCUGUAACCACCUGUGAACUCUGUAAAGAGAAGUUGCAGCUUAACCUGGAGGAUUUUGAUAUUCAUGAACUACAUAGAGCUCAUGCAAAUGAACAAGCUGAGUAUGAGUUUAUCAGCUCUGGUCUCUACCUAGUUGUGUUAUUGCACUUGUGCGAACAAAGCUUUUCUGAUAUGAUGGGAAAUACAAAUGAACCAAGCACACGUGUCCGAUUUAUUAACCUUGCAAGAACUCUUCAGGCACAUAUGGAAGAUCUCGAAACUUCAGAGGAUGAUUCCGAAGAAGAUGGAGACCAUAACAGAACAUUUGAUAUUGCCUAACUUCAUAUAAGACAAAUGGAUGAUCUGUGAACAAGUGUUUAUUAAAACUGGCAAUUAAGUAUGAAUUAAUUUUGUGGGGGAAUGCCUAUUGAAUACAUUGACUAUAUAUGUGUGUGUGUAUAUACACACACACAAGUAUAUAUAUUCAUUCUCAAGUAUUGCUGAAUUAAAAUUCUGCUGGACCUUUUAACAUGGCCAGUGAAUCUGUUUAUAAACUGGUAAUCAAAAAGUAUUUUUCUUUUAGGUGAGUGGGAAAGUGUUACCCUUGUUUUAGAUGUCUAAGCAAUGCUGAUGACUCUUUUUUGUGUUCUGAUUACUGCAGUCAUAUUUACGAAAAAAGGUUCAUGUUUUAGUCUCUUGCUAGUGAAAAAAGUGGGACAAAAUAUGCUUUUGAAAUAAAAAUGGCAGAUGGCACCUAAUUAUUUUUCCUUUCAAAAUGCCUUACGUUGCAGUCUCAUUUUCAUAAUUAUUUGCUUCCAGUGUUUCUAAAAAAUCAACUGGGGAGUAAGUUAUGAAAGCAUAUAUAUUAGGUUUCCAAAUUUAAUAUGAAUUAUAAAUUCACUUAGCAAUAAAAUCUAAUUUUUAAAAAAUAUAUAAGUAUAAAAUGUAUAAAUGAUGGAUAAAGUUUUGUAUUGAUUUGCAAAAUGCAGAUUAUAUUUGAUAGGCCAUAGUAUGUAGAUAUUCCUUUUAGGAAUAUUACAGCUGUAAAAUAUAUCAGAAUUGCCCGUCAAAUGCUAUUUGGGAAAAAAAUUAUUGCAAUCUCAAGUUAACAGAAUAUUUUUAAUCCCACAUUUAAAGUUUAAAACACUGGUUUUCAAUGUGUUUUUUAGUGUUGUCACUGCUUUAUAGAUAAAUAUGAUAUAAAUAACCUGUUUGGAUCCUGGUCGUUUUUAACUGUUCCUUGGUAAUUCUGAGCAUUUAUUUAGUGACUUAAUAUUUUUCACGACUUUUGGAGAACAGAUGAACAUUACCUAUUCACCAUGAAUAGAUCUACACUGUGGUCAUGAGUUGUGUAUACUUUCAUAACACUGUAUAUUUCCUCUGUCAACAGCCUUAGCAUACACUUUUAAACACCUUCAGGUGGUUUCAGAUUAAAUAAAGUCUUAUGUUACAGCAACGAACUACAUUUUCAGAACCUAAGUAGAAACCAUGUAAUUUCUCAAAUGUGAAUCAACAGUUUGCCCACACGUAGUUUGUUGGUCUUAAUGUAAAAACCUUGGCUGGAAAUAAAGUGCAUACUGAUUGAUUUACUUUAUAGUUUGAAAUGUUUCCUUUUAAAUUGGUGCUCAGAGUAGACUUCAAACAUUAGAGCCAAGAACUUUAUUAAAUAAAAUCCUGUUUCAUAUAAAAAUAUAUAACUUUCUAAAACAUUUGCUCAGCUCACAGGUUACCUUUGCAUUGCCUUAAAGAAAAAAUACAAAAUUUAAGGAUGCCAGUUUCAGUAUCUAUUGUCCAGGUCUUUAGGGAUGCUUUGAGUUUGAAACAUUGACACUUUUAAUGGAACUCAGCAUGCAAAUUAAGUAUCUUCUGCUUAACCCACAAAAGUUUUUAUUUAAAAAUUUAAAUAGUAGAAAACAUUCCAUUGGCAUGCAGUUUAUAGUUUUGUUAUAUGAAAUGCUUAAUGACAGAUACACAGUG